Messenger RNA from Formica exsecta, 2638 nucleotides. RefSeq lists its product as uncharacterized. NCBI's taxonomy places the organism in Eukaryota, Metazoa, Arthropoda, Insecta, Hymenoptera, Formicidae. The transcript has 7 exons. The record is from RefSeq and is a predicted model, not a curated record. Bases 529 to 2010 code for a protein of 493 amino acids.
UAGUGAAAUCUGUCGCAAGAGACGUGACAUCGUGAUACUAUACUGUUUAUACGUUUUAAAACGGACAUCAUUGUGUAUUACAGUAGUGUAUUUUGUAUACAUGAAACUUAAUUAAAUUUGUAAAUUUUGUUCGACAAAAUAAUUUUCAUUUGCAUUUCACAUUUUUAUUACACAAUUAAUAAUGGCAUUAUAUAAUCAUUCAGACGAUUAACAAGUAAAACUACACAAAAACUUAAUUAUAUCUCGAAUAUAUAAUUAAAAACGAAGAGAGAAUGUAAAACUUGUGAAUUUAUUAUUUUCGUGUUUAAUUAUAUUGACUGUUAUAGUUAACCGAAGAAGAAAUUUCGUAAUUAUUUCGCGACAGUAAAUCAUACAGUAUGCGGUGAAACAUUUUGAUCAUUUAAUAUCCGUAUUAUAUUACAAUAAGAAGUUACACAAAAAAGAGGGAGAAAGCAUUUACGCUUUCCCUUUUUAAUUUUGAAAAAUUCGGAGAAAAAUCGAUCGAAUAUCGAUUUAUCUAAUCAAAACAUGAACUUCUCACGAAUUUGGUGCGUAAUCUUCGUGAUAGCGGCUGCGUGCACUUGCGGUGUACGCACGGAAUGCGGUGAAUCCGCACAAAUUUCGCUUCUAACGAGCGUGCACAACGAUGCAUCGUGCACGAAGCUAUCGACGAAAGGCGUUUUACUCUACGAGGCCGCCAAGCUUAUCGCUGAGAUUCACAAUAAUAAAACCGAUGGAUACAAAAUCGGAAUUACUGUUUUCGAUACUUGCGGAAGUAUAACGGGCGCUUUGAAAGCGGUGAUGAAGGCUCUCGUAUGGGCGAAUGUCAACUGUUUGCACCCACCUCAUUAUCUAGGUAUUAUCGGACCGGAUUCUAUGACAAAUGCUGAAGCAGUACACAAAGUGACUUCGAUAUUAAAAGUGUCGCAUAUCGUCCGGAAACCAUCGAUUUCUCCAUAUUUACAUCAUUUGACGGAGGAAUCAAAUUCCUAUCUAAUACAGGGAGUCUUGAGAAUGAUAGAAAUCUUAAAGUGGAAGUCCUUCACAUUAGUAGCUAACGUUAAUGACGAAAACGACGAUGACGUACAAAAUAUUGCAAAAAAACUAACAAUAAAUUCUAUUGCCAAGAAUUUGUGCGUCAUAGUUCAUGAUAACGACGAGGAAGAUUAUACUUCUCACAUCGUACAUAUUGGAAAACCAAGAAAGAAGUUUUUCAAUGAGUCUACCAACGCAACUAUACUAAUUAUCAGCGACGGAAAUCUGAAAGAUUACUUGAAUUCCAUAAAAUCAACUAACACUAUACUGCUUUUGGAAGAUUCUAGUUAUAGCAAAAACAGGAAAUGUAAGAAUCAAAUAAACCCUCUGGAUUGGAAUCACAUGGUAUCGAAUAUGUUAUUGACACACAACACGGAAUCGCAGAAAGCAUCGAGAUCUCUCGAUCUGUCUGUAAAGACGAGCACAAGUAAUCUAAAGCGCCUAGGUAGCGUGAUCAUUCGCCAGAAUAGGGCGAAAGUUUAUUGGGGUGAUGGCAAAUGGGACGAAAAGGAGAAAAGCUAUGUGGAAGAAAACGAAAAAAGCCAUGCAACGUCAGAGAGCGACGACGAGGACAUGCCAUAUACGUUCAGGGGAUUCCUGAAUCGAGAGAAUGAACCGUUAACAGAAUGCGCCACGACCGUCAAGGAGAUCAAGAAGCUACACGAGAAGGAUAGCGAGACAAUCUUAGUUUCGGGAAUGGACGAUAACGAGUGGUGGACAAUGGUGUACACGGUAAGCGGCGUGGGAAUAGCGAUGUUCCUGGUGGGAAUCUUCGCGGUCUACAUUGUCUACGCGAACAUAAACGGACCGAGAUGUUCUAAGAGUAAAGAUUAUUCGGAUAGAGACACCAGCCUGAGGAGAAUGGGAAGCGACAGGGAGUUACCUACGACCAUAACUACCCGCAACCAGCGAACAUCGCGUAUGCCGCAAAGGACGGGCAGCGGAAGGAGUACCGUAUCCGAGAAAAGCGUUUAACUUGAGAGCAUCGAAACUAAUGAACCAUAUAAAAAUUAGAUGAAGCAAACGUUCUGAAUAAAAGAUAGAAAUCUGCUUUAAAAUAACAAUACGAAGCAAAAGUAGUUAUUAAUGUAUAUAGUUAUUAUAUUUCUUCAACAAGUUUCUCAAUCAUAUUAUCUCGAUAAAUAUCUCUCGAUAUUUGAUACCGUUUUUGGUAUUAUUUAUAUUAUCCAGUAGUAAUCAUAAAUUAGAUGGUAUUAUAUAUUACUGCUAAAAUCUUUAUUUGUGCCAUAACAUAAAAUCUUAUAUAUAUAUAUAGUUAUAUGUAUAAUUUAGACUUCUUGAUAGUUAAAAAUUUUGAUAUUAUUAUUUGGUAUUAUUUAUAUGAUCCAGUAAUUAUAAAUUAGAUAAUAUUAUAUAUUACUACUAUUUCUCAUAAAAUAAUGAAGUUAAUUACGAUGUAUGUUUAGAUAAUCAACGACAUAUGUAUAACUUUCAAGUAUGAAAGCGUAUGAUAACCUUAUCUCUCAAUAAUAAAUUAUUUUUUAUAAUUAGUAUUUUAGUAUUUUAUAAUUUUCACUUGUGUAUAUUAUUUUAAUCGUUAAAUAAAUGUAGCAUACUACCAUGUAUUGUGUGUUAUAAAUCA